AUGCCACCAAAGCCUAUUAAGAACCGUUUUGUGAUCCAACACCCAUACAUCACCGAAGAGGAAGAUCAAAUUAUCAAGACGACUGCGCAAUACACAGCAAAAAACGGAACGGAUUUCAUUAAACGAUUAGCGGAGAGAGAAGCCCGAAACCCCGUGUUUUAUUUCCUUCAAAAGAACCACCCGAAUUACCAAUACUUUGCACAACUCUGCGAGUCAUAUAACCAGAUCUUACACCCAAAGCCGCAGUAUCUUCAAUUUCUGAGCAGGACAUUUGAAAACUCACAGAACGUGUUGAAGUAUUCGAAAAUGCGAGCAGACUACGAAAAGAUUAUUGAGUCCGAGAAGAAACUAGUUGAAGAGAAGGAAGCCAAAGAGGCCGACUUAUACAACUCGAUCAAUUGGAACGAUUUUAUUGUGGUCGAAGUGGUCGACUUCGAAGAUGUCGUCGAAGAAGAACACACCACUGGAUUGCUUCAAACCAUCAAUGAAAAAGCGAUGGAAGAGGAUGUUCAUAUCGCUGAAGUUGAGAAAUUUGAAAACAAAGUCGACCAAAUCGACAAUACUCAAAAAGACCAACUCGAACAACAAGACGAAGUCCCAAGAAAGAAAGCACCAACGUCAGAAACACUUCAAGUCUGUCCAAUUUGUAAGAAGGCUAUUCCAAUCAACGAAAUGGACAAACACAUGAAAAUCGAGUUAAUGUCAAAGUCAAAGAAACAACAACAAAAGUUCGAGGCACCCGUCGCUCAAGACGCAGAGAUGGCAAAGAAUCUCGAAAACUUAACAAAGAACCGCCCCGACUGGAAAAAUUGA
This is a messenger RNA of Entamoeba invadens IP1, 813 nucleotides long. Its product is annotated as spliceosome associated protein, putative. NCBI's taxonomy places the organism in Eukaryota, Evosea, Mastigamoebida, Endamoebidae. Gene Ontology annotation, cellular component: U2-type prespliceosome; U2 snRNP; catalytic step 2 spliceosome. The coding region runs from base 1 to 813 and encodes 270 amino acids. The record is from RefSeq and is a predicted model, not a curated record. Gene Ontology annotation, biological process: mRNA cis splicing, via spliceosome; regulation of alternative mRNA splicing, via spliceosome. Gene Ontology annotation, molecular function: RNA binding. The transcript has a single exon.